Messenger RNA from Salvia splendens (bonfire salvia), 810 nucleotides. Its product is annotated as chaperonin-like RBCX protein 1, chloroplastic. NCBI's taxonomy places the organism in Eukaryota, Viridiplantae, Streptophyta, Magnoliopsida, Lamiales, Lamiaceae. Gene Ontology annotation, biological process: ribulose bisphosphate carboxylase complex assembly. Gene Ontology annotation, molecular function: protein folding chaperone. The transcript is spliced from 5 exons. The record is from RefSeq and is a predicted model, not a curated record. The coding region runs from base 33 to 575 and encodes 180 amino acids.
UCGAAAAUCGAAUCUAGCCCAAAGCCGGAAAGAUGGCAUCCCACACAAUUCCACCGUCACCGUCCGUUUUCCCACCAAAACCCCACGGCGGCGCAAGCAUGCCUCUUUCCCUGCGGCCAUGGUGGACCUCAACUACUCGCGCCGCCUCCACGACUCUCCAAUGUCACAAGAUGUACGUCCCAGGCUUUGGGGAAGCCUCGCCGGAAGCCAAAGCAGCGAAACACCUUCACGACUUCUUCACCUACGUCGCCGUCAGAAUUGUGAUUGCGCAGCUUGAGAGCUAUAACGAAGAGGCGUAUGCAGAUAUGAUGAAAUUCAUGAAAAAUCACUCGGUCGACGACGGGGACAAGUUUUGUGCUGAUUUGAUGCGGGAAUCAUCAAAUCACAAAGCUCUACGUACAUUUUAUCCAUCGUUAAUUAAUUACUUUGCGGAUAUUAGAGGUCACUCACAAAUCUCAAACUUAAUUGAGAUUAUAGUUUUCUGUGAUUUGUCGACUGAUUAUGAUUGCGCCUGUGUUUGUAAAGGUGAUUUCGAAUGGGACAAUUUACACCGAUUGUCACAAAAGCAAAUCUGAUUGUGUGUGGGUGCAGAUGGUGGAAGAUCGCAAUACAAAAGUGAUGAGGGAUUAUUUAUCGGAGACGACAAUGAAAAGUGAGAACUAAUAAGUGAGAUCCAAUUAGAUAGAAUGUUUUUGUAUAUCUUUGUUUCUGUGUGAUGUGCAUCAAUGAAUGUGUGAACUGGGAACCAAUUAGGCUGCUGCUUAUUCAAUUCUAUUCGGAUUAUGGAAUAUAAAUUUGAUAGUUUAAAAA